CAAUUAGUAUUUCGAGGGACUGGCCCCGAGUAACCAACAGUCCUCCUUAUCUUAAUAUAUAUUUACAAAGUUAUAUUCUAUAGUGGAUAUAAGUUCACAACAAAUAUAAAGUAGUGAGAAGGCAAGAGAUUUAUCAAUGCAGAUACCUAUAAAAAUUACGGAUAAAGAUGGACUUGAGGAAUGGGUGAUGUUGGAGCUGCAGGGAGACUUACAGUCACGAACCCAGUCAGAAAUGCAAAACAAAUUUAUUGGGGAUCUUCACUUUACCAAAGAGGGUAUUCCAAUUCUAAUCAUUGGCCACCACAUAUUAUAUGGCAAAUUACAAGACUUAGACAAAUGCUAUGCGGUUAUGAGAAAGACAAGAGUAGACAAUAAGAAGAACAUGAAUGUGGAAGUUGAUGGCUUAGAAAACUUACCAGAAGAUAUUCCUAGAGAGAAGCCUUGUGUUGAGUACACCAUCAGAGCAAUUGUCAAGAAGAAACUUCUCUUUAAAACUAGACCAAAACCAAUUAUAGCAAGUAUGCAAAAUACAAAAUAGAAUUGUUUAAAAGAUAUUUUUAUAUCCUUCAUAUUGUAAAUAAAUUGUAUAUUUUUUA
Molecule: messenger RNA, 596 nt
Organism: Homarus americanus (American lobster)
Lineage: Eukaryota; Metazoa; Arthropoda; Malacostraca; Decapoda; Nephropidae
Product: chromosome transmission fidelity protein 8 homolog
Exons: 3
Coding region: 137-538 (133 amino acids)
Biological process (GO): mitotic sister chromatid cohesion
Cellular component (GO): Ctf18 RFC-like complex
Source: RefSeq, a predicted model, not a curated record